Molecule: messenger RNA, 3021 nt
Organism: Galleria mellonella (greater wax moth)
Lineage: Eukaryota; Metazoa; Arthropoda; Insecta; Lepidoptera; Pyralidae
Exons: 18
Coding region: 130-3021 (963 amino acids)
Source: RefSeq, a predicted model, not a curated record
UACUCCUUCCUCACUGGUGUCCCGCCAGCGUACGCCAAUAGCUCAGGCGGGAUUAUCAAUCCAUUAUUACGUUUGCUUACAGAAUUAGCAUGUGUUAUACUUAUCUUGUUAAUAAAUUCUAUUCCCGUGAUGGUAGAAAAUCAGGACUAUGGAAGUUCUGAUAAGGAGAAAAAUUCUCAGAUAGAGGUGAGAGCUGUCCUGAUCAACUACCAGCUCGAGGAAAGUGAUGGUGCCAUUAGCGAUGCAGCGAUACGAUUUCAACGGGAGGAAUUAUUCAAGCAUAGUGUUUUGGGGGAUUGCAAUAAGAAGUUAGCACUUACUGUCAAAAUAACUAAUGACCCUUCUCCAGAUUUAGGUACAGACGAUGAGUACAUUCCCAUAGAGCACGUAUUUGAUGGGUCCAAUAAGAAACGGGUUCGAUUGCUUAAUCCGUACGUCUUAAGGAUACGUCGAGAGAAACCACUCCAAGCAUACCGAAUAAGGAGCAUCGAUACUGUUAGUGGCAUUUUAAUUAGUUCCGAUGACCCCAGUAAUAGAAAAGAAAAAAGUGAAUUCCGUCAUCGUGCGCAACGUGAUAAUAAUUUCUGGGAAAAUAAUAAAUGGUUUAAAGGAAUGGAAUCAAGAUCAUCCUUAUUUACCAUGCAGUAUGGUGGCCCUGAUUUCCACAGUUGUUCAAAUUCUCUUAAAUUUGGAGAUCUAGAGCUGUACCCAACUGUAUCUACACUAUACACAGGACGAUUGUCGAGAAGUAAUGCAAAGAUGCCUGCGGUAAACAUUUUAAAACGAGAUAAGCGUCAAGAACAUAAUAUUAUCAUUGAACAAACAAAUUCCGAAGGUAAUUCUUGGGACUCAGAUCGUGGUUUAUACAAAAUUCAAAUGCCUGAUAAAAAUAAGCGUCGUGAAGAGAUACAUUUGUCACCAGAAGUCGUUGAGCAUGAGACAACACAUGAUUCUGUAAUGUUCAAUAAUAAGCGUCUAGAAAAUAAAAGAAACUCGCUGACUCAGCAAUAUCAUUCUGAGGUUUACAGAAGACAUCGAAAACCAAUGUCACUGGAAUCCGAGACAAAUAAAGUAUAUAUAGGUGACAAUUUUAAAAUCACUACACCAACAAAUGAAAAUUUUAAUAAAAUUACAUACUCAGAAGGGGAUCUCCCUCUAGUAAAGGGGAAACGAACAAAUUACAAUAAUUUGGAAUCAAAUGAAAAAGAAUUUGGUUUAUUUGAAAUUGAUAAUCCAUGCUUAUGGAAUACCAUUCACGUACAACUUUUUGAGAAAAGGAGCACACCAGAAGGGAAAACUGUUUGGAAUGAUCUAACUAACGGAGACUCAGUGAGUAUCGGUUCUAUAUCAUCUCAGUGGACUGGUCAAGAUGUGCAUAUACGAUAUCGACCGACUGAGUGGAUACCGAGAAAAGAUUUUAGUUUGUCUUCUACUUCCUCUUUACGCCUUCUUGUUCCAUUAACCGACAAUGAUAGAGAAUACAUAAUUGUACCCAUAGAAGAUGUUAUGGGUAGUGGUGAUGAGGACAAUAUUUUAAACAACCAUGACGUAAAUACUUCUCAAUUUUCCAAAUUUAGUACACAAUGUAAAAAGAGAAAGCGUAAAGUUUUAGUUCAUGUAUCAAGACGCUUGUUGGAUACUACAAAAGAUAAUUUGAAAAUUGUAGAGCAAAGGUCACAACGUUAUCUCACUCUACCGUAUCAACGGCCACAUCAAAUUCAAAUAGAUUUAGAGGCACGUGCUGAUGAAAAUCAAUUAAUUCUUGUGGGUUGUUCUGGUCGCAUCGCGACUGUCGUUGCCGAUAGCACCAGACGCACACGAACCAUAUUGACAAUUCAAGCGUCUAAUAUGGGAUUAGCAGCAGCACGCUUCAGAAUCCAGACACGACACUGCGAUCCAGAUUUGUCAGGCUUGAUCAAAAACAUGGGCAACGACGGUGGCGCUGAAGAGUCUUACAUGCUGGCUCCUAUGUAUACGAAGCGAUUUCGACUUGAACUACCCAUUGACAUCCCUGUGGAUGUCGCUCAUUGUUCUGUGGCAUUAGUAAAUGACGACGAUGUAACGGUGGCUAUGAGAGAUGUCACUAUAAAGAAACGCGAUCGUUGUUUUUGCGUUUGGUAUUGCGAUUGCGUGUGCCUGAGCGACGACCCAAAAUUGUUGUGUAGAGAGAUGUCAGAUGCAAAACGUGCAGCAGCUGGACUUCCAGCUAGCAAGAAAUCACGCCAUGUUCGCUCUGUCUGUUACCCUGACAUCGUUUUCUUAAACUUAUGUGUUAUUAUAGUCGGUGUACUCAUAACACUCUUGUUUCUUGGUUUUGUGAAGGCAUGUGUAGGCCUGGUAUUGCGAUGCGUGGGUUCGUGGGGUUUGGAACGUCUGCUAGUUAUGCCUCGAAAGCUCGAGCGUUAUUACGAAAGCUCCUUGUCAGAUCGACCUGUUAUUUAUGACGAGGAAGGCUGGCCUGUCCAUCCAGAUACUAAGCGACGUACUGUACGACUCGUAAACAAGCGAAUGGAGUUUAUAUUGAACAUAAUAAUAUUCAUUGUGGUUCCUUGUCUGAUGUUAUGGGAUGUUUUAAAGCAUAUAGCAUCUCAAUGGCACAGAUUUCAAAAUAAUACUGAAUCUAAGUCGCAGAAUAUGGACACUAAAAACUGUUUUAACACAAUAGAUUUACAGGGUUUGGAGCCGCGUUCGCGACGUCGACGUGGAAGUCUACGCCAAUGGAUGACACCACAAGCUGAAGAUCUCACUGCUGAUAUUUGGCAUAAAGGAUUAAGUCCACAACGAUCGGUCAACGGUGUCGAGAUUAUGCGACCGUUACUUUAUCAAAAGACCCAAGCAAGACAAGACGAAACUCAUUCUUCAUGUUUGGACUCUGAGCAAGAUGAUACGGAAUAUGUACUCAUGCAGAUGAAAAAGAGUCGAGAAUCACUUGCUAGAACACAAAUGAAAUCGAAUGACGUUGUAUCAAUAUCGACUCGAAAACAAAACCAGUACUAUUGUAAAUCUACAAUAAAUAACUGA